Molecule: messenger RNA, 3869 nt
Organism: Bombus pyrosoma
Lineage: Eukaryota; Metazoa; Arthropoda; Insecta; Hymenoptera; Apidae
Exons: 8
Coding region: 1114-2829 (571 amino acids)
Source: RefSeq, a predicted model, not a curated record
CUUCCACCACCGUUAAUGCCAUCUCUUUCCCUUUCCAGUCUCUCUCCUCGUUCCUCGACGGGCCCCGGGACUAAAAUUCAGGACAGAAAACCGUCCGGUUAGUUCGAGGCUGCUGGCAGAGAACGCGUUACCGGCGAUCGCGAGUCGAUCUCGGCAAGGUGUGGCGGUUUGUCCGAAAGAGAGAGGAGAAAGACAGGAGAGGAGAGCGCAGAGAAGAUCAAGACCCGUCGAAACGGGCAUUCGAAACGAGCGAGAGAUUCCUCCUCCCCUCCCCGCUAAAGGACAGACAUAACCUCGACUCGAGUCGGUUAGUUUGCCUCUUUUUAACUAACUUUGAAACGUAGCUCGGCCUUUCUCGCUCGCUCACUCUCCCUUCGUCCGCGUUUCACUCGAGCUCUUCGCGGAGGAUCUCCGCCGUGGAGUCAGUAUCCCGUGAUGGUUAGGUACGCGCGAAUCCACUCGCGCCGCGUUGUUGACAAGUGAGCUCUGCGAACAACAAGCGACGCUUUCGUACAUAUACGAUAUACAGAAUCAUUGGAAUUUUUCUACAUAUUUUUGUAGCAUUAAAAAUCUGUGUUUUCAUUUUCUAAACUUCGUGCUUCGGAUUACGUUUCCGUUCCGUUUCGUUUGCUUCUACCUUCCGUUCCAACCGAGUUUCUUUGACCAACGAGGAACGUACACAACAGUAAACAGAGAAACGCAACCGUGUGCAUAUAAAGAAACGCCUGGCGAGCGUGGAAAAGUGCUUUGGACUGGAGUCGCGCAGCUGUCAGAUCGACCGAAGCGAGCUUCUACUCUUCUUGUUCUUCUUAGUCUUCUUCUUCUGCUUCCUUCGCUUCGACGAGCUGGUGUGUGUCUGCCACAGGAUUUGUGUACACCUAUAGAAGCGCUAUAGAGAUACGGUUGUGCAUGCUGUAUGCACUACGUGGGCCGUACGUACCGUACAACUUGUUCCUCUGCUCACCGAAACCAGCCGCCGCCACCGCCGCCGCUGCUGUCUGCUUACCGAAGACCCGUUGAUUCUUGGUCGCGGCUGCGUUGCUUAAUUUCUGCGAAAAUCGCCGCAAGCUCUCAGCAUCCCGGACCCGUUCCGCUGCCGUCGAACAGUGAGUGAUGGCCCUGCGUCUGAGGAGCAGCAAGGAUGUCAAGAAGAGCUCGUACUAUGUUUGGUACCUGGGCGCUCGAGAGGCCAAGGGGGUGGAUGCGAUGCCUGGUGCCAUAGCUUACCUGCUCGAGCGAGAACGGCUUCAGGAGCCUUUCAAGGUCACGCUGCAGGUGAGCAACAAAGGCCUGAAGAUUAUACAGACGGUCCAUCCGGGCGGUUCGACGAGGUCGGCCGUGAAGCAUUUAGUGCCAGGACACGCUGUACUCGCUGCGGUGCAACGAGAGGACGUCGUCGCCGCCACUCUUCUGCUUCCAAAUCCGGCCACCAAUAAUCCUGUCCACGUGCACGCCUACAGAUGCGACUCGGUCGAGACAGCCGAAUUAUUGGGUGGCCAGUUGAAGGCAUUGGCAUCACACACCGACAAUUUGGCAAGGGUGAACUCGCUGGAAGGCAGAGCUCGUAGCAAUUUAGGUAGCGACGGUAGGAGCACCAGAGAAUCAGAGUCAUCGGAGGGUAGUGGCGAACUUAGACACGAUACCGUCCAGACUACCACGAUAUACGAGUCUUUGGCUGCGGAAUUGCGUGCCAAGCUGGGCAGAGGCAACUCAGGGGACAACGACGUGGGCCCGAUUCUGCUGCCUCCGCGGGAUUACGAUACAGUGCACCGACACCGGGGCAAUCUGGCUGGAAUAGAAUUCAGGCGCUGCCUGAAUCAAACGAUCGUAGGCGGUAGUACUACGGUUGACAGAGGUGGCACGAGGAGCGCGGCGAGCAGUGGAAUAGGCUCGGACAGCGCUGCUACACCUCCACCUUAUCAGAGUCAUCAUCCUUUGGGCCCCAGACCUUCCAGACCUUCUAGAGAUUCUUCCUCCGACGACGACUGGGGAGUGCCAGCAGAAGAGAAUGAUUAUUUGCCAGAGACGGAGACGACUGGGACGAGUCUAACGCUGCCAAGAUUACCAAGAAGUCCUGAAAGAUUGCCCAGUCAAGUGAACAGAGGUGUUUCACCAAGUUGUAACAGAAGUCGUAGAGCACCAGAGUUUAGGCAACGAUCGCCUAGCCCUCAGUAUCAACCGAGGAUGAAUCCUGGUGAAGUGACUAGCCCUAGAGAAAGAUUCCAGGAUGCUAAGGAGAUGUUUCGAGCUAUGGAGAGAGAGGCUAUCUCUAGACCUGGCCUUUCAAGGCAGAGAGAUGUUGACAGUCAUCCUGCUCAUAGGGUCGAGUCAGCGAGGCAGAGCCACGAGGACCAAUCUACUCGUCAGCAUUCGGCGAACAACAGUUCAACGACUGGCCACGAACACCUGAUCAGACGGAAUCAUUCGGAGGUAUCGGAACGAGAGAACGAUAUUUCUUACAGGGCCCGACCACGGCCGCGAACCCAUCAUUACGCGAUGGAACGCCCACCGGAGCAAGAGGUCUCGAGGCCUCGGCCGAGGAGCUUCUACGAAAACCCAACCGUUGGAAGAGACUUCCGAGAUCAAAGGAACAUCGCUGAUCCGAGAGAAGCUCGAGAUUUCCGUGACCGUGCACAUGUGCGAGAGAUACGCGAGAAAGUGCGUGCCAGGGCAACCACGUACCAGGAACUCUCCGAACACGAGAGAUACCCAGGACUGGAUCGCGACAGCGCCAGACCACCCUUGGAAAUUGUGCCCACGCCGGGUCGAUAUCGACACAGCUACGCAGAGCCGCCUAGACUCGGUCUAGCAGCCCUUCAUCCGUACUGAGUCGAUUUGCUCGUUGUUAACUAAUAAAUUAUUUAAUUAAUCGACCGUAUCGUUAUCGUACCAUUCGCGGCUGUCCAGCGUCCUCGACGAUUCUUCGUGAAGACGUUAAGAGUAGUAAUUACGGGGAGCAAAUGUAAACCUCAUGACGAUGAUUUCAUAUUAGGAUAUUUUGUUGAGAAUUUCUUUAGAAAAUGUGAUUUGUUAUAGAAAGAUCUAGGUGUAUCUUCGAAGCUUCUGUUCUUAAAUAGCAACAUUCUUUAGAUUCCUCUGUUUAAUUAAUCCUUUCAGGAACAAUUUUGUCCACCCUAUAGUAUAGAAACUUGUUAAAAAUAAUUAUAGAUAGUAAUUUAGAUAAAUAUCUAUCUUUGGAAAUUUCAUUUCAUUAAAUUGUAUUGAUGAAUAGUAAUAAUAAUUUUACUCCAAUAGAAACACAUCUUUUGUUUUACAAACAAGUACGUUUAUCGUUUGUAUUAAUUAGGAAGUUUCUAAAGUACGAUGUUGCUCGAUAUUUUCUGUUCGCGUUGCAUAGCGUGAAAGGGUUAAUUGAAAUCUGAUAAAUCUUCUCAUAAAUCUUAUAAACCUUACUAAAUUUACAAUUAUUGCUGUUAUAAUGUUCACUGCCAUAUUGUAUCUCUCUCUCAAUUAACAUCAGAAUCGAAAGAAGAAAAGGAAUAAAAUUUAUUCUUCCGAAAUUAUAUUAUAAUGGCGAAGCUACACGCUUUGUGUGCUUUUCAUUUCGAUGGUUUCGUUUGCCUCACUUUUAUACAAUAGAUUCAAGGAGGUCGUGAAUUUUUCUAUGGAAAAACGUCGAUGGCCCUGAGCGAUCGGGACGAACGGCGAUCGAGCAUUUAUUAUUCUCUCUCGAGCUCGUGCCGUUCCUCGCGACAUGAUCCUCGAAGUCGUGGGUCGACUAUUGACCUUUGACUUCCGUGCACUAUAUUGUUAUUCGCGCCGGAUGCCAGACUAACGAUAAUGAUAGGAACAAGUAACAAGCAGUAAUAUUGACAGUAACAGUAACAAUAAUAACGGUUAAUAACAAA